Messenger RNA from Mustela lutreola (European mink), 4786 nucleotides. RefSeq names its product RAB guanine nucleotide exchange factor 1 (gene RABGEF1). The record is from RefSeq and is a predicted model, not a curated record. Gene Ontology annotation, biological process: vesicle-mediated transport. Gene Ontology annotation, cellular component: endocytic vesicle; cytosol. The transcript has 9 exons. Lineage: Eukaryota; Metazoa; Chordata; Mammalia; Carnivora; Mustelidae. Gene Ontology annotation, molecular function: guanyl-nucleotide exchange factor activity; DNA binding; small GTPase binding. The coding region runs from base 1410 to 2888 and encodes 492 amino acids.
UUGAAGAUGUACUUUUUUUUUAGACAUAAUACUAUUAAACACCAGAUAGACUACAGUAUAGGGUAGACCUAACAUUUACAUACAUUGGGAAACCAGAACAUUUAUUUGACUCACUUUAUUGCGACAUUUGCUUUAUUGUAGUCUGGGACCCAACCUACAAUAUCUCCAACAUAUGCCUGUAAUUUAUUUAUUUAUUUAUAAGAUAUUAUUUAUUUUUGAGAGAGACAGAGGGAGCACAAGCAGAGGCAGAGGGAGAGGGAGAAGCAGAAUCAUUCAGCUGGGCGCGUGACCUGAGGCUCGAUUCCAGGACCUGGAGAUCAUGACCCGGGCCAAAGGAAGAUGCUUAACCAUUGUAGCCACCCAGGUCCCCCUGUACCUUUAUUUUAAGAGCAACUUUAUUAGGUAUAUCAUUUCCAUAUCAUAAAACUCAGCUAUCGAAAGGUCAGACAGUUCGGUGGUACCCAUCAUGACAGCCAACUUUAAAAUCUUCCAUUAUCUUCAUGAUCUCCAAAGAAGCCUCAUACUCUUGAGCUGUUUCCUUUAUUCCCAUUCUCCCCCCAACACACACCUUCCCCUUAGUCCUAAACAACUGCUCAGCUGCUUUCUGUCUUUAUAGAUUUACCUGUUCUGGACGUUCCUAUGAAGGGAGUCAUAUAAAAUGUGUUCUUUUAUCAUUGACUUCUUUAACUUAGUAUAAUGUUUUCAAGGUUGAUCUUGGGGCAUAUAUCAAUACUUAAUUCCUUUUUGUGACCAAGUAAAAUCCAUUGCAUGGAUAUACUACAAUUGUUUAUCCAUUUAUCAGUUGGUGGACUUUUUUGGGGGGGGGUUAUUUCCACCUUUUGGCUAUUGUGGAUAAUGUUGUUAUGAACGUUUGUUACCAGAGUUCCUGGGUGGCUCAGUCCAUUAAGCAUUUGCCGUCACUCAGGUCAUGAUGUUAGUUAGGGUCCUGGGAUCGAGCCCCACCUGGUCUCCCUGUUUGGCAGGGAGUCUGCUUCUCCCUCUCCCUCUGCCCGACCCCCUCUGACAUGCUUGCAUUUGAUACAGUCACAUUUGCCUAUUAUUCCUUUUGUUGCUUACCUUAUGUUUGGUGUCAUAUCCAAGAAAUUUUUGCCAAAUCUGAUGUCAUGGAGUUUUUUCCUUAUGUUUUCUUCUGUGAGUUUUAUAGGUUCGUAUGUUACAUUUAGGCUUUUAAUCUAAUAUAAGUCCUUUCUUAAAGUGUUCUUUAUAUCAUUGAGAAGGAAGUAAGAAGUGUUUUCUUCAGUAUGACUGUGUCAGGACCAGCCUUCUUCCUUCCUCCCUUCCUUCCUUCCAGAUUUUAAGUAAUCCCUACUCCCAGAGUGGGGCGCAAACCCACAACCCCGAGAUCAAGAUCUCAUGCUUCACCAGGCGAGCCACCCAGCAGGAAGAAGAUGAGCCUUAAGUCUGAACGCCGAGGGAUUCAUGUGGAUCAGUCCGAGCUCCUGUGCAAGAAAGGAUGUGGUUACUAUGGCAACCCUGCUUGGCAGGGUUUCUGCUCCAAGUGCUGGAGGGAAGAGUACCACAAAGCAAGGCAGAAGCAGAUUCAGGAGGACUGGGAACUGGCAGAGCGACUCCAGCGGGAGGAGGAAGAGGCCUUUGCCAGCAGCCAGAGCAGCCAGGGGGCCCAGUCCCUCACAUUUUCCAAGUUUGAAGAAAAGAAAACCAAUGAGAAGACCCGCAAAGUGACCACAGUAAAGAAAUUCUUCAGUGCUUCAUCCAGGGUUGGAUCAAAAAAGGCAGAAAUUCAGGAAGCAAAAGCUCCCAGUCCUUCCAUAAACCGGCAAACCAGCAUUGAGACGGAUAGAGUGUCUAAAGAGUUCAUCGAAUUUCUGAAGACCUUCCACAAGACAGGCCAAGAAAUCUAUAAGCAGACCAAGAUGUUUUUGGAGACAAUGCAUUACAAAAGGGAUCUAAGCAUUGAGGAACAGUCAGAGUGUACUCAAGAUUUUUACCAAAAUGUGGCUGAAAGAAUGCAGACUCGUGGAAAAGUGCCUCCCGAAAGAGUUGAGAAGAUAAUGGAUCAGAUCGAAAAGUACAUCAUGACUCGUCUCUAUAAGUACGUGUUCUGUCCAGAGACCACCGACGACGAGAAGAAGGAUCUCGCUAUUCAGAAGAGGAUCAGAGCCCUGCACUGGGUCACACCUCAGAUGCUUUGUGUCCCUGUUAAUGAAGAAAUUUCAGAAGUGUCUGAUAUGGUGGUGAAAGCAAUCACAGAUAUCAUCGAGAUGGACUCGCAGCGGGUGCCGCGGGACAAGCUGGCCUGCAUCACCCGCUGCAGCAAGCACAUCUUCAACGCCAUCAAGAUCACCAGGAAUGAGCCGGCCUCGGCCGACGACUUCCUACCGACCCUCAUCUACAUCGUCUUGAAGGGCAACCCUCCGCGCCUCCAGUCCAACAUCCAGUACAUCACCCGCUUCUGCAACCCCAGCCGGCUGAUGACCGGCGAGGACGGCUACUACUUCACCAACCUGUGCUGUGCUGUGGCUUUCAUCGAGAAGCUGGAUGCUCAGUCUUUGAAUUUAAGUCAGGAAGAUUUUGAUCGAUACAUGUCUGGCCAGACUUCUCCCCGGAAGCAGGAAUCUGAGAACUGGUCUCCUGACGCUUGCCUGGGGGUCAAGCAAAUGUACAAGAACUUGGAUCUUCUGUCUCAGUUGAAUGAACGGCAAGAAAGGAUCAUGAGUGAAGCCAGGAAACUGGAGAAAGAUCUCAUACAGUGGACAGAUGGGGUCGCUAAAGAGGUUCAGGACAUUGUGGAGAAAUAUCCCCUUGAAAUCAAGCCCCCGAAUCAGCCUUUAGCAGCUAUUGACUCUGAAAAUGUUGAAAAUGAUAAACUUCCUCCGCCGCUGCAACCUCAGGUGUAUGCAGGAUGACGGGAGCGCACGCGGGUGGUAUUUAUUUGAGCCUAACUUGUAGCGAGUCCUUCCUGCAGCGUGGUUGGGAUCUAGACAGUAACUUAAUCGCUUCGUGUCAGCAUUUUUAAAGGUACAGUUUGUGGGGAUUGUUUUCUUUGUUUUGUUUGUUUUUCCUGGCAGGGGAAGCUUAGUAAAUAAUAAAAUACUAUUUAUUUGAGUUAUGGAAAUAGAUUCAUUUAAGGUUUACGUGCAAGUUUUAUCUAAAUCUCUUUUUUCUCCAUGAUUUUCCCAAGUGCUUCCUCUGUGGCAUUCACUGUGGUUUGGAUUUGGGUAAAUAAUUGCCUUUAAAGGGUAAAACAAAUGAAUGCUACAAAAUGUAUGUUGAAGGGAAUUCAAUGGUACCACUCUUCUACAGUUUGAAAUAUUUUAUAAUUGUAAAGAUAGAAGAUAUAUUGAUAAGUAAAUAUGUAAAAUUGUAAAUAUGUAAAAACAAAAAAAAGGAAUGGUGUCUGCUGUGCAUGGCAUUUCAUGUGUUAAUUUGUUUAGUUCAAAAUGAAGUAUAUUGACUGUUCACCUUUAACUCUGUUCUGUUUGGUGUGCCCACCUCAGUGAGUCCAGAAGUGCUUAGACAGACUCCCUUGAAGCCUCGGCUCCAUCUUCAGCAGUACGUCAGCCCCGACCUGGCCUCCGUACAGUCAGAGACUGUGAUGCCAUUGAGGUUCAGAGUAAUUUUUAGGUCCCAUGAAGUUGCUGUUCAGGGUCAUUUGAAGAGUUUGAAUUGUGCUUCUUGCAUCUUUUUCUUCUACUCAUUCAGGAAAUAUUUAUCGAGUUCUUUUGAAGGAGCUGGUCCUGGGUCUGGACCGGACGACAGGAGUGAACAGGACUGCACUGCGGAGAGCGGUGGGGAAUCCCUCCGAGCUGACGUGCACAGCUGCCUUUCUGCCUCCGUAGCAGCGUUUGACUUGGUGGACAACCUGGACACACGUCCUGUAAACCUCUUCCAGGGUUUUUCCACCUCAGUACUACUGACAUCUGGGGCCGGAGGAUCUUUUGUUCUGGGCGCUUCCCUGUGCAUUGUAGGGUGUUUAGCAAUAUUCCUGGCUUCUGACCCACUAGACACAGGUGGCACCCCCCACAGUUGUGCAAAAUCAUCUCCAGACAUUGCCACGUUUCCAGGUUGGAGUGGGGUGGCAAAAUCGCCCCCAGUUAGGAACAACUCAUCUGUUCCAUACGUGAGGAAGUUCUCCUGCUGGUGGUUAAUACAAUGUAACCAAAGAAUAUUGCAUUAAAUGCACAGAACAGUUAACUGAUAGUCAUGGAGGUUCUUCAGCCACUGGCACUGUGGAACCUUUUCUAACCCUAACAGUUCCCUUCAUCACCUAAGUAUGCCAUGUGUGGUCCUCCCCCGAGUCCGUGAUUUCUACAGAUGACCAGUGGACCUGUGCAACUGUGCAUCCUGCCCAGGGCCCCAUUCUGAAACGAGGUCACAUCACAAGCAGUUAAGGUUUCUUUGCUUUCCCAGUAUCUUCCUGGUAGUGUACCACAGAUCUGUAGUGCAAUAAUUUUGGAAUAAAACUAGGGUAAAUAUACAACUUUUUAUCCUUUCCUUAAAUUUACACAUAAGGUCCAUCGGGUCGACACACCUGUUGUCGUAUCGCACUGAAGACGUGAACAGUGACCUGAGUCACCUGUCACCGCGCUCACGGGAAGUGCGGCGAGUCACUGCAAUGGGCCAGUGAGGAUCUGCACUUAGAAACCCGGGCCCCACUGACCUCCGUAGAAGGCGCUGCCCUUUCCCGUUGUUCUUUUCUAUGUACUUUCUAGGUGCUAAUCCAGGUAUACACACUCUUAACUCUCCUGGGAAUACAGUACCCUCUGUUUGUUAAAUAAAAUGUGCAUAUCGGCCUCCCACAAAA